UGUGUUUUGAGAACAGAGACUCUGAAAGAGCAAGUCCAGAAAUUGGAACUCAAACAUCAGUCUGCAACACCCAACUUUACAGCUCAAACUCAGCUUCAAAUUCAAUUGCCCAGCGUCCUUUUCCCAUCACCCUAAACCACGCAAUCACGAUGAAUUCCCAGAGAACCCUCAUGGCGCAUGGCCUUCGACAUGCUUCGGUCGUGCUGCGGCAAAGGAUCACCGCGGUGAGGCACGUCCGGCUCGUCAACACGGACAGGGAAGAACUGGGCGGAGUGGGCGGCUCGGAGCCUCCCGGGCCGCAGCGCAACCCGGUCAACUGGAAAACCGGAUCUAUCACUGCCGUAGGGGUUCUUUUGGCCGGUUGGUGGAUGUUCCGGUCGAAGGGCGACAAGUCUAAGCAGGGGGAUGCGAACGCCAAAUGAAUGUUCGAUAAGGAAUUCAAGACGCAUGCAAGAGUGCGUACUUGAGGAUCUUCAAUCCAUUGGCCUUUGACAUAUUGAUCUCGGCAUCGGAAACCUCGCGCUUGAAGGGUAGGCGUCGUGUUAGUCAGAGCUGAACCCGUAACUGCGUCAAGGAAAUUAGACUUACCAAGCACAAGUACCUCUCCUCGAAAACCUCCAGAUGUGACUUGUCCUCACUUUUCGUGCCCUUGACGGAGGGCUGACCCGGGCGCGUCACGUCAACCCUGAGCAGAGUUGACCGCACUCGUCCAGCAGCCCCUAAAGUCAGCCACGAAGGACGCAGCAGGCCCUCCACAUCCUUCCCUUCCACCUCCUUCGCGCCCAAGUACGUUAACACCAAAUUCCUGGCC
Messenger RNA from Thermothielavioides terrestris NRRL 8126, 811 nucleotides. RefSeq lists its product as uncharacterized. Lineage: Eukaryota; Fungi; Ascomycota; Sordariomycetes; Sordariales; Chaetomiaceae. The transcript is spliced from 2 exons. The record is from RefSeq and is a predicted model, not a curated record. Bases 150 to 422 code for a protein of 90 amino acids.